Molecule: messenger RNA, 1895 nt
Organism: Cercospora beticola
Lineage: Eukaryota; Fungi; Ascomycota; Dothideomycetes; Mycosphaerellales; Mycosphaerellaceae
Source: RefSeq, a predicted model, not a curated record
CUUGCCGGGAUUCGUCUGGGGAAAUCAUGACGACGGUUCGUCGCGCGUCUCGCUCGCAUCAUCAUAAAGAGCUCAUGCUCGCCCAGCCCGCCCGCUCGAACCUCACGUCGGUCGUGCGAACCAUGUCCUUGCCCAGCCAAGCUACAAUUUCUCCUCACUCUACGUACCACUUUCCCCUCACUCUCGAAGGGAGCACAAACCAUUGAUACCGUCUCGACGCGAACGAAACCUCCCGGAAGACCUGGGGCAGUCGUAGCUGCGACCAGGAUACGCGGCAAGCGAGCGAAUCGAAAUGAGACACUAGUCUUCUUACUACCACGACGAACUACAUUCUUCGUCAAGGAGAAAUCGUGAGAAGCCGUGUCGAUUGCCUUCGUGACAUCUUGAGUGAGAAGAAGAACUAGCAAGAAGCUGUAUAUCUAUCAAAAGAGCCUUUAAAAGCUUUUGACGUAGACUACUACGCGCUGCUCCUCAUCAUCAUCUCUCAAGAUGUCAAGCAAGGCCGCCGGCUUCUUCGAAUACAACUCCCAACUUGACGCUUUCACCCUCUAUCAUCUCGUCACCGAAGAGCAAUAUGGCUCACGAACCGGAGCUGCUGUCGGCCCAAUCCUUCCAGCUUUGGGCCAUGCCUUAGCUGGAGGACUUGCGAGUGCAGUGGCGAAGGCGACUGUCUACCCGAUCGAUACGAUUGUCACGCGAAUGCAAGUGCAGAAGCAGCUGAAAGGCGACAAGGAGGCACCGAGUGCCGCUAGCAACGCCGACGCCGAGUACAAGGACCCUAUCGAUGCGGCGAAGAAGAUUUACAAAAGUGAGGGAGGACUGAAGGGAUUCUAUGCUGGGCUGAACUCGGAUGUGGUGAAGGGAAUUGCAGAUUCAUUCUUGUUCUUCUUGGCGUAUAAUGCCGUGAGGGAUCAGAUGCUGAAGAAGCAGGGCGGAAAGCAAAUGUCCAUCUUGAAGGAAUUGAGCGUGGGAAUUUUGGCUGGCGGGAUCUCCAAGGCCGUGACACAGCCAAUUUCCAACAUCGUGGUCAGGCAACAGACGGCCGCUCUCGUGGCUGCAAGAGAUCCAACUUCAUCGACAACACCCGCUCAGAGCGACAGGUUGAGCGUGAAAGAUGUCGCUCUACAGAUUCGCAACGAAAAAGGCAUUGCGGGAUUCUGGGCUGGCUACAGCGCGCAGCUCAUUCUGACGCUUAAUCCUGCAAUCACAUUCGCAGUCGAUAAUCUCCUCAAAGGACUCGUGCCAAAGGACAGACGCGACAACGCCAGUGCGACCUUCCUCGUGGCAGCACUUUCCAAAGUGAUCGCCACCACAAUCACAUACCCUGUGAUGCUCGCCAAAUCGCGUGCCCAAGCCGCAGGCAGUUCCCCCGAGGAAGGCGACCCAAGCGAACAUUACGUCUCAGUCAACGACUCCGCAGACCGCAAAACCCAAGUCAAACAAGCCAUCAAACGCGUGGCGCAACUCCUCGAAGGCCAGACGCGAAUCUUUGUCGCGUUGAAGAAAAUCUAUCGCGAUGAAGGCGCGAAGGGAAUGUAUUCUGGUCUAGAGGGCGAAGUCGUCAAAGGUUUCCUUCAGCAUGGUAUUACCAUGGCAGCUAAGGAUGGCGUGCACGUUGGUGUUGUGCAGUUGUACUACGUUGUGUUGAAGUUGACGAAGAGGUGGGAUGCUGAGUUGGCAAAGGCCCAAGAGCAGGCGGCGGAGCUUGCGAAGGAUGCUGCGCACAAGGUCGAGGAUGUUGCUCUGUCUGCUGCUGAGGCUGCUAAGAAGGCCGUUGGACAGUAGAGAAUUGGUUCUGCUGGGAGACACCUAUAAGCAAAAAUGAACGACUAUUUCUUCAAUGUUUGCUGCAAAAUUGGCGAGGGAUGUUACACCUUUGUAGUUUUGAUUUCGGC